Molecule: messenger RNA, 1614 nt
Organism: Salvelinus fontinalis (brook trout)
Lineage: Eukaryota; Metazoa; Chordata; Actinopteri; Salmoniformes; Salmonidae
Exons: 1
Coding region: 1-1614 (537 amino acids)
Source: RefSeq, a predicted model, not a curated record
AUGUACCAGACACCAGCCAGCCCCCAUCAUGCACCAGACACCAGUCAGCCCCCACCAUGUACCAGACACCAGUCAGCCCCCACCAUGUACCAGACACCAGCCAGCCCCCACCAUGUACCAGACACCAGCCAGCCCCCACCAUGUACCAGACACCAGUCAGCCCCCACCAUGUACCAGACACCAGCCAGCCCCCACCAUGUACCAGACACCAGCCAGCCCCCACCAUGUACCAGACACCAACCAGCCCCCACCAUGUACAAGACACCAGUCAGCCCUCACCAUUCACCAGACACCAGCCAGGCAAUGUACCACCAUGUACCACCAUGUACCACCAUGUACCAGACACCAGUUAGCCCCCACCAUGUACCAGACACCAGCCAGCCCCCACCAUGUACCAGACACCAACCAGCCCCCACCAUGUACCAGACACCAGUCAGCUCUCACCAUGUACCAAACACCAGUCAGCCCCCACCAUGUACCAGACACCAGUCAGCCCCCACCAUGUACCAGACACCAGCCAGCUCUCACCAUGUACCAGACACCAGUCAGCCCCCACCAUGUACCAGACACCAGCCAGCUCUCACCAUGUACCAGACACCAGUCAGCCCCCACCAUGUACCAGACACCAGCCAGCUCUCACCAUGUACCAGACACCAGUCAGCCCCCACCAUGUACCAGACACCAGCCAGCCCCCACCAUGUACCAGACACCAGCCAGCCCCCACCAUGUACCAGACACCAGUCAGCCCCCACCAUGUACCAGACACCAGCCAGCUCCCACCAUGUACCAGACACCAGUCAGCCCCCACCAUGUACCAGACACCAGCCAGCCCCUACCAUGUACCAGACACCAGCCAGCUCUCACCAUGUACCAGACACCAGCCAGCCCCCACCAUGUACCAGACACCAGCCAGCCCCCACCAUGUACCAGACACCAGUCAGCCCCCACCAUGUACCAGACACCAGCCAGCUCUCACCAUGUACCAGACACCAGCCAGCCUCCACUAUGUACCAGACACCAGCCAGCUCUCACCAUUCACCAGACACCAGCCAGCCCCCACCAUGUACAAGACACCAGCCAGCUCUCACCAUGUACCAGACACCAGUCAGCCCCCACCAUGUACCAGACACCAGCCAGCUCUCACCAUGUACCAGACACCAGCCAGCCUCCACUAUGUACCAGACACCAGCCAGCUCUCACCAUUCACCAGACACCAGCCAGCCCCCACCAUGUACAAGACACCAGCCAGCUCUCACCAUGUACCAGACACCAGCCAGCUCUCACCAUGUACCAGACACUAGUCAGCCCCCACCAUGCACCAGACACCAGCCAGCUCUCACCAUGUACCAGACACCAGCCAGCCCCCACCAUGUACCAGACACCAGCCAGCCCCCACCAUGUACCAGACACCAGCCAGCCCCCACCAUGCACCAGACACCAGCCAGCCCCCACCAUGUACCAGACACCAGUCAGCCCCCACCAUGUACCAGACACCAGCCAGCCCCCACCAUGUACCAGACACCAGCCAGCCCCCAGCAUGCACCAGACACCAGCCAGCUCUCACCAUGUACCAAACACCAGCCAGCUCUCACCAUGGGCCCUGGUCAAAUGUAG